AUGUGGAAAAUAACCGAAAAUUUGUACCUGGCACAGUUGCCCAUGAUUGUUGGUCCAACUAGCAAAGCAGAAUUCGCCAAAAACAAUAUCGAAAGAGUUGUCACACUGACAACAGAACCGAUUCCGGAAAAUAAAAGAUUGAAAGAUGUUGAUUAUAAGUUUAUCCGCCUUCUCGACAUGCCAAAUGAGCCAAUUUUAUCGAAUGGAUUAUUAGAAGAAGCUUUAAAAUUCAUUGACGAAGGAAUCGAAAGCGAGACUAAUGUUGUAGUUCAUUGCCUUGCCGCUGUUUCUCGAAGUGUAUCUGUCUGUGCCGCUUUUUUGAUGUACAAAAAUCGGUGGACAAUGGAAAAGGCUCUAAACAUGAUUAAAGGGAUUCGAAAGUUUAUCGGACCCAAUUCCGGAUUUCUAGCGCAAUUGAAAAUUUGGGAACGAUGUGACAUGGAUUUUGCACCAGAGAGAUACGCAAACCUGAGUAUCGACAUUCCUGGAGCAUUUGAUGCAGAUACGAAAACUAUAUGGAGACAACCUGUUUUGGAUGAUCGAACCGAAACCAGAUUCAAAUGCCGGCAGUGUCGAAAGGUUAUCUUCAGCAGCGAUAAUAUCGCACACCCACAGUUGUCAGAUUUAUGUCAAAAAUAUCUGAUUGAACCGAUGGAAUGGCUUAGAAUAACCGGAGUCACAUGUUCAAUUAAUCACUCCUGUGGAGCAAAGCUUGGCAAUUUUAUUGCGACCGGCUCAAAGUGCAAUGGAUUGAAACGAUGGAUCUUCAUUGAUAAAUCCAAAAUAGAUAAAGUGGAAAUCGGAAUCUGA
This is a messenger RNA of Caenorhabditis briggsae, 810 nucleotides long. Gene Ontology annotation, cellular component: nucleus. Bases 1 to 810 code for a protein of 269 amino acids. The record is from RefSeq and is a predicted model, not a curated record. Gene Ontology annotation, molecular function: protein tyrosine/serine/threonine phosphatase activity. NCBI's taxonomy places the organism in Eukaryota, Metazoa, Nematoda, Chromadorea, Rhabditida, Rhabditidae. The transcript has 6 exons. Gene Ontology annotation, biological process: protein dephosphorylation.